AUGUCCUUUCGACCACCAAGAUAUGCAAGUGCUGGUCGAUACCCAGUACGAGGACCUACAUUUAUUCCUAAAGCGCCCGCACCUGCUGGCGGUCCUGGCGUAAGCUCUGGUGUUCUCGGUUUAAUCGGCGGUUUAGCUACUCCGAUUCUUUGUCUUGGCUGUCUAGCAACAAUGGCUGUUCUUGGACUUUUCGCCACUAUGAUAGGUGCUGCAGCCUAUAUGAACGGAAUUCAAAGUCAACUACGUAAAAGUAUUCAAGGUGCUGGAACGACGAUUGAACUCAAUAUUUUAGUGCUUAUGUGUGCUCUUCUAUGUUCUAUCUAUGUAUUAACAAAACAUCGACGAGGUGCUGCCAUUAGCUGUUGA
Rotaria socialis is the source of this 366-nucleotide messenger RNA. The record is from the annotation of a GenBank genome assembly. Lineage: Eukaryota; Metazoa; Rotifera; Eurotatoria; Philodinida; Philodinidae.